Quercus robur (English oak) is the source of this 1008-nucleotide messenger RNA. RefSeq names its product ethylene-responsive transcription factor ERF024. The record is from RefSeq and is a predicted model, not a curated record. Gene Ontology annotation, molecular function: DNA-binding transcription factor activity; DNA binding. Bases 70 to 693 code for a protein of 207 amino acids. The transcript has a single exon. Gene Ontology annotation, biological process: regulation of DNA-templated transcription. Lineage: Eukaryota; Viridiplantae; Streptophyta; Magnoliopsida; Fagales; Fagaceae.
UUCCCUCCAACGAUCCAAUCCCAACUUCCCGCCAAUCUUCCUUACCUUAGUGAAAGGGAAAAAAAAACCAUGCAGCAUUAUCCACAAUCAUCCACAAACACAAGUUCUAGCAGUUCUAGCAGUAGCAGCAAUGCCACUGUGACUGCUGGGGCAGCACCUCCGGCUAGUGGCCGCCACCCGGUUUAUCGUGGAGUAAGGCGCCGGAGUAGUGGCAAAUGGGUGUCGGAAAUUCGUGAGCCAAGGAAGCCUAAUAGGAUUUGGCUAGGCACAUUUCCUACUCCUGAAAUGGCUGCAGUGGCUUAUGAUGUAGCAGCUCUUGCUCUUAAGGGCCCAUAUGCCGAACUUAACUUUCCCAACUCUGCCUCGUCUUUGCCCGUGCCUGCUUCCACAUCCCCACGUGAUAUCCAAGCGGCUGCAGCCUCUGCCGCCUCUGCUAUUGGGGCGGCUGCCUCUGCUAUUGGGGCUGGAAUAGAUGUCUCAACUGGGAAUGAAGGUCAUGGUGCUCAACGCACAGGUGAGAUGCAACAACCAAUGCUUGGUGAAUUUGUUGAUGAGGAUUUGAUCUUUGACAUGCCAAAUGUUCUUGUCAAUAUGGCGGAAGGGAUGAUGCUUAGCCCUCCUCGCUAUGACAUUGCUGGGGAUGCAGAAAACACUGAGGAUCACACUGAUCAGAACCUUUGGAAAUUUCCAUAGUCCACUACGUAUCUUCAAAUAACAUAUAAUAUGCAAUAUUUUCUACCAUAUAAAAAAUAAAAAAACCUUUAUUUAUAAUAUAAAUAAUAUAUGAGGGAGUUUGCAUUGGAAAGGUAGAAUGCAAGAGAAGACAACAUAAAAUGCGUGUGAGAGUGGUUUGUUUGUUAAAUAACUUGUACAGUGUUAUCUGUAUUGGGAAUUUCUCUUUCUGCAUCUUUCAGGCUUCAAGGUUUGGACAAUGUGUGAAUGAGAAAAACUUUUUUAUAUAAAUCCUGGAGCAGCUUGAGUUUAUUUCAUAAGAGUCUGGAAACUUCU